CCCGUCCAUUAACCUCAUAUUUUACGUUUAGAUGUCCCAAUUUUCGUUUUAUCAUUACUCGUCCAUAUCCAAGACUGGCUACUUUCACGAAUGCAAUACCCUCAAUUAUGACCUUGACAUCUAUUUCCCCAUACUCUCUUCCUGUUCGUAGCCCGAACUCAGUCUCUUUUCUCUGCCUUUUGCUGCUAGUCCUUCAUUGUGUAUCAUGUGCCCAGCUUUCUCCAUUAUCUUCCCAACAGAAGAAUCUAUCACUUAUUAGUCCUGCUCGACUUUCCUGUCCAACAGUUGGACACUCAACCUACCGUUCUUUUCGGAGAAACUGCCAGUUUUGUUGCCGUACCCAGCUCCCCCCACAGUCCCGCUUCCAUGAUUCGUACUGCCACUGUAUGGAGCUGUGUCUUUGUGACUGCCAAACCUCAUGUCACUAUUGUCGUAUUCUGUGCUGGUAUCUGGAGCAGAUUUGUUGCCGAACCCGGCACCGCCCACAGUUCCUUAUGCGCUUGGUAAGCUACGAAGUGAUGUGGAGUAAGGAUGGACGAGGGGUGAAUGCUUCAACAGGGCACAUGUCUUGCUUAGGGACUCACCAGAUCGGUAAGUAUCAUGACCUCCCGAGUAAGCAUUCGAGUCCUCACGGCCGAAGCGCGUAUUGCCUACAACCGCGGCGCUGCAGUCAGCAAAUCUCGGAUGGAGAAGCCUGUAGGGGAUAUCAAGUUUUCGAUACGCCACACCAGGUCGUCUCUUCCUUUGUCACUAUAUAUUCAGAUUACACUUACUAUGUUCGUGCUCAAGACUGUCGGCGGUGA
This is a messenger RNA of Periconia digitata, 803 nucleotides long. The record is from the annotation of a GenBank genome assembly. Lineage: Eukaryota; Fungi; Ascomycota; Dothideomycetes; Pleosporales; Periconiaceae.